AUGUCUUUCUCCAAGAUUGCCGGUGUUGUCCUCGGCUCGGCCGCUCUGGUCGCUGGUCACGGUUACGUCUCCGGUGCCGUUGUUGACGGUACCUACUACGGUGGAUAUCUGGUUACUCAGUACCCCUACGAGUCCAACCCUCCCGACACCAUUGCCUGGUCCGACACUGCUACCGACUUGGGCUACGUUGAUGGCUCUUCGUAUGCUUCUUCGGACAUCAUUUGCCACAAGAGCGCUGAGCCCGGUGCUAUCUCCGCCCCCGUCAAGGCCGGUGGCAGCGUCGAGCUCCAGUGGACUACCUGGCCCGAGUCUCACCACGGCCCCGUCAUCACCUACUUGGCCAACUGCAAUGGUGACUGCUCCACCGUCGACAAGACCACCCUGAAGUUCUUCAAGAUCGACGAGGGCGGUCUCAUUGAUGACACCACCGUUCCCGGUACUUGGGCCUCCGACAACCUGAUCAGCAACAACAACAGCCGUACCGUCACUAUCCCCAGCACCAUUGAGGCCGGUAACUACGUCCUCCGCCACGAGAUCAUCGCUCUCCACUCUGCCGAGAACACCGACGGCGCUCAGAACUACCCCCAGUGUCUCAACCUGAAGGUCACCGGCGGCGGCAGCGACUCUCCCACCGGCACCCUCGGUACCGCUCUCUACAAGGAUACUGACCCCGGCAUCCUGGUCAACAUCUACCAGUCCCUGAGCUCCUACACUAUCCCCGGCCCUGCUCUGUACACCGGUGCCGCCUCUUCCUCGGACUCGACCACCACCGCUGCCUCCGUGGCCGCUACCACUACCGCUGCUGCUGCCACCACUGCCGCUCCCUCGUCCACCGUGGCCUCCGUCGGAGUGAUCUCCAGCGCUUCCCCCGUUAGUGUCACCCCCAGUGCCAGUGCCACCCCCAUCCGGAGCCCUUCAUCCAUCCCGCCCUUCUCCAACUCCACCCGCCUGCCCCGUCCGUCCUCGCACGGUCGUCGUCCAGGCCACGGUGCCGCUCCCUCGGGCCGUCCCCAGUUCACUGCCCCCUCCGGCACUGAGAACCAGGCCUCCACCGUCACCGAUUAUGCAACUGCCACCGAAUAUGCCACUGCCACUGUAUCAGCUCAGUUUACUGACUCGCCCAAUGUCCAGACUCCUAGCGCUGAUGACACCGUCACCGUCACCGCCAGCGCGGGAGGCCAGUCCGCCGCUAGCUCGACUCCUGCUGCCAGCAGCUCGGAUUCUUCCUCUUCCUCCUCCUCUUCCUCCUCGGGCUCCUCGGACUCGUCUAGCUCCGGCUCUACCACUACUGGUUCUACCACCAGCUCUGGCUCUAGCUCCUCCUCUUCCGAGUCUAGCUCCUACAACUCCAAGGACUGGUCUUCUUAUCUGAGCUCCCUGACCGCCGAGCAGUUCCUCAACAUGCUUCGUCAGACCCUCAAGUGGCUCGUCAGCGACAAGAAGGUGCACGCGCGUGACCUUACCGUCUAA
This is a messenger RNA of Penicillium cataractarum, 1470 nucleotides long. Its product is annotated as AA9 family lytic polysaccharide monooxygenase. The record is from RefSeq and is a predicted model, not a curated record. Bases 1 to 1470 code for a protein of 489 amino acids. Lineage: Eukaryota; Fungi; Ascomycota; Eurotiomycetes; Eurotiales; Aspergillaceae. The transcript has a single exon.